Molecule: messenger RNA, 5089 nt
Organism: Wasmannia auropunctata (little fire ant)
Lineage: Eukaryota; Metazoa; Arthropoda; Insecta; Hymenoptera; Formicidae
Product: trichohyalin-like
Exons: 5
Coding region: 984-4709 (1241 amino acids)
Source: RefSeq, a predicted model, not a curated record
GCGGCGUGCAAAGAGCCGUCGGAGACGUGAGGCUUUAUAAAUCGCGAGGAUGCACGUCGAAGCAGUGACACCUCGGCCGACGACGGUGAAAAACGCGCGGCCGCGAUCGACCAGGAGUGGCGAGCGCAUUUUUCACACUUGAGCAUCGUGAGUAUCGUACUUGUGGAACGCGAUUAAAAACGCGGCGCAAAAGUUUCCCAACAAAUGACAUCGGAAAGUUUUCCACUGAUGCGAUCAACGAUCGCUCGCCUUGAUACUUCUCUCGCGGAAAGAUGGUAAAAGAUUCCUCCCUUCUCCGAGGGAGGGAUUGAAAUCUCGACUUCGUACGAAGGGUAGUCUGAUCGCGAUUAAUUUACCGGGCUUUCCCAAGUUUCCUCCUUGUUUUACCGACCUCGAUCCGGCCGGUUUUGAACGAACCAAAGUAUUUGAAGUAACCAAUCUCCCAAGGUUUCUGGAAACAUCAAGAAACGAUAUCGACACCUCCCGGCGAGAACAAACAUUUCGCUUGCCAUAUUGCCGCACUUUAACGGCGCGGAGGUCGAUCGUUCGGGACCAUUCAAUCGGUUAACUUCUCCGGAAACAGAUCGACCGGAACUCACCGCCCCGAGGAAGAUUGCGAGAUUCUUCGACGCGCGACUGGUCGACGCGCUUCCAGCUGCAGUAGCAUCGAUCGUUGCAAAUUGGAUUGCCGCUAAGACUGAGGCGGCGGUGGGACCACCUUGGAAUCGAGCAGACUUGUUCAGUGCCGCCGGUAUCAGCGCGAAAUUUCCAGAGAGUGAAUUUCGGAGUUUCGGAGGCACAUCGCAGCUUAAUUCGCCACGGGAAAGGCGCACGUCUAACACCUGGGAUGUGCCGUAAACGAGCGUGACCGAGAGAAAGAAAGGGUACGCGAACUGCACGUUUGCGGUCCACGGAUGAGACUUGUUAGCGGCGGGCUUGUUAUAGCGAGAGUCAAUUAGCGGUGAUCUUUGACAAGCAGAAGGAUGCAACCACGGGUGACAGUGGCUCUGGCCACGGUCUGGCUGAUGGUGGCGGUUCUGGUAGGAGGAGCAGUCGCCCUCCGCCUCUCUCACGAUCAAUACUCCCCCGCGUCUCCGCGCCGACACGCUAGGGUUCAACGGGACCACACUGGAGACUGGAGGGAUCACGAUUCGGCCGAGGAUCAACCACUCGACCUUUGGAUCGGCCCGCGAAGGUCGAUCUCCACGGAGGAAGCGGCAGCUCAAUCUCACAAUGCGAAGUUUACCGAGCGAGAUUUUCCGCUUGAAGAUAUCUUGAAGGACAAUGUCUCGUCAAAGCGAAUCUACCCCUUUUCAGGCUGGCAGAGGCGGUUGCCGAAUAUCGUCGACGCGGAAUUCGCGGCCGACAAAGUCGAUUACGGCUACGAGAUGCCGGAAACGCUUUCGCGCGAAGCGGUGGUAUCUCCUUCAGACCUUUUGGACGACCCCUUUGUGGCGGACGACACGUUCCAGGAUCAAGGCCCAGGGUCGAUGGAAAUAUACAAGCUAGAUCUAUCCAAAGAGAAGACUCUACUGACCGCAACCACGCCCUCAACAAAUUUACUGUCGAGAAAUAAGAGCAAGGCUCCGAAAAAGACGGGCCAUCUGAAUUCAAAGACAAAAACAACAGAAAUCAAGUCAACAACGACAAGUGAGAACAUUAAUCACAGGCAAUCGAACUUUUUCGAAGAACAACGAACCAAGACUCCUUUGGUCAACAGAGACGCCUUCGGUGUCGGCGGCGUGCCGGAGCUACAGGUUGGAUGCGAGGGUCUCGAAGCGUCGUCGUCGUCCCACAAGACGAAAAGAUCGAUAGAUACGCCCGACAAGGAGAAGGGCGAGGUGCCAGCGUCCGUGUUGCCGGACAUUACGCCGGUAUCCUUGGACUACAUUGUUUCAUACGAUGACGACGAAGAAGAGUAUGAAGAGAUGGACGAGUUGUUGAGACUCAGAAAACUGGAGAAGGAAAUGAACAAGCCGCUCAGGGGAGAUAUAAGUAUCAGUCAUCUUAAUUUCGACAAUCUGAACGAGUUUAGAGAACCGGAGAAGUUACCAGAACGAGGGGAUUUGGGUAGAUCCAACUCAAUGAAUUCUAGCGGAUUCAUAACUGGCCAUGAGAAGAAAUCGAACACACGAUCUCUGGCGGAUCUCGAAAUUGAGAACUACGAGAAGACCAAACCGAAGCGAGAAGCCGCUUCAUUGGACGAUGAUGGCGCUAGCAGGAGUCACGGUCGACGGUUGCUGUGGUUUGCCGAAGCAAAUACUGAGGGAUUUGCGGAUGGCAAAAGCGAGCGGAAGCGCAAGAGACGGUCGAUCGAUUGGGGCUUCGGCGAGGAUGAAGGUGUCGUGUCCAGCGACGAGUUGCAGACCGUGACUGAACGUCGCAGACAGCACGAGAUGCGAUACCAUCAAGACACAUCGAGGAGACGUGAUCAGCAUCAUGGAAUGAAUAUUGACAUCGGUAGUAUGAGACCAGUGUACCAGAAAAUACACGAAGAGAAUUUGCGACGGAUGCAACAGGCUAAUCGAAGGCUGUUGAAUAGGGAGGAGGAAGAGCAAAGGAUAAAAGAUGAGAUGCGGAGGAGACUAGACGAGGAGUAUCGUAAGAGGCUGAAUAACACUUCAACACCUCGCAUGGACAACGAAGAAACACGACGACAGAUGGAAGAACGACAAAGGCAGGAAGCAGCGCGUAAUCGAAUGCAGGAGAUGGCCAGAAGAAAUGAGGAGCUAAGAAGGAGAGAGGAAGAACAAAAACGAUUGCAAGAAGAAGAAAUGAGAAGAAGAUCGCAGAGCAAAUGGCAGGAAGAAAACUUAAAACAAUCAGGCUCUAGAAGCUCUGUAAGUGACGAAGAAAGAAAACGAAGAUUUCAGAAUGAAGAAAUGAGAAGACGGGAGGAAGAACGGCAAAGACGAUUAGAAGAAGAAGGAAGAAGACAGGAACAGUAUAAAUCGCAGCAAGAAGCGCAAAGAAGAAAGGAAGAAGAGGAGAGAAGGCGGUCACAAGAUCCAAUGAGAAAUCUUUCCGAAAAUGAUAGAAGAAGACUAGAAGACCGUCGUAGAGAAUGGUUAGAGAAGAGGAGGCAAGAGGAGGAAGAUGAGAGAAGGCGACAGCAGCCGCCAUCGAAUUUAAUGCGCGCGGAACAUCCAGUCAGUCAUCCGAACGAUAUCAGACAGCGUGAUCAAGACGAAAAAAGGCGACAAGAAGAAGAAAGACAGCGGGAACAGAAACUACGAGAAUAUAUCGCGCGGAAUCGACCUAUCAACGUCAAUCAUUCCGAUCGAAGAUCGGAAGAAGAGAGACGGCGCUAUAGACCCGAGGAUCCGCGGAUGAAUGUGAGUAGAACCGACGAAGAGUACCGCCGACGAGUGGAGGAGCAGCGUAGAAGACAGGAAGAGGAGAGACGGCGCUAUAGACCCGAGGAGCACAGAGAUUCGCGAAUAAAUGUGAGAACGGACGAAGAAUACCGCCGACGAGAGGAGGAACAGCGUAGAAGACAGGAAGAGGAGAGACGGCGCUACAGACCCGAGGAGCACAGAGAUCCGCGGUUAAAUGUGAGAACGGAUGAAGAGUACCGCCGACGAGAGGAGAAGCAGCGUAGAAAACAAGAGGAAGAGAGAAAACUACAGGAUUACAUCAGGAGGAACCAACCGGUGAAUGUGCCAUCGGGAGAUAAUCAAUCGACCGCGGCCGGUCGUAACUGGUUCGAGGAGCGGAGACUGAUUGAGGAAGCCAGGCGUCGCGACAGAUAUCCUGAUCCAGGAGCGAAGAGAGACCACGGACCGUCGGCGCCUACGUAUAUCGAUCCGCGAAGCUCACCGGAGGAAGUCAGACGAAGGCAGCAAGAGACGGCGAGAAGGUUGGAGGAGGAGAGGCGGCAGCGGCAUGAGGCGGAAGAGCGACGGAAGGAGCUCGCCAGGCGACAGUGGGAGGCAGAAGAGAGACGGUUACGGGAGGAACGAAUGCGGCGAGAAGAGGAGGCGAGAAAGGCGCAAUCCAGGAGGUACGAGGAGGAUAGGAAGCGGCUGGAGGUAGCAAAGAUACAAGCCGAGAGAAGGAGGCAAGAGAUGCUAAGGGAACGAUCUAGGAACGAAGCUGGAUGGACGAAACAGCCAGAAACUAGAGGGCCGGUCUACUAUCAGGAUCCUCGUCUUUUGGCGGAGCACAGAAGACGGCAGGAUAGCCGGCCGAUUCCGAGUAAUUUGAUGCGAGCCGAGGAGGAGGCUAGACGGGCAGCGGCAGAGCGCGAGAGGCAAAGAUUGGAAGCCGAGAGACAACAGGAAGAAAGCAGAAUGAGGGAGCAUAGACAGAAGGACACCGACCAGUGGAGACGACAAGAACUAGCCAGACUAAACUCUCUGCCGGUGAACGCAAGGAUAAUAGUCCGUCCUGGCGGCUCCUCGCCGACAUCGCCCGUGUUAUCGAGGGCCGGCUUCGAGAACGAGAUCGAUUUCACGGGAAUCAAUCCGCAUCGCGAUGGCGUACAAGUGCAACAGUUUCCUGUCCCCCCGACUCUGAGACCACCCGCCCAGUCUCCCAGCGCGUGUGUUUGGGCAGUUGUUCACUGUUGUUCAUCCAACAACAAUCGCCUCGUGAAGUGUUUUGAAUCAUUGGGUUGCCCCGGAAUUAAUUGGGAUCCUGACCCAUGCAGAGGUUCUAUCGCGGACGCUGCCCGAACGGAAGUCCUGAAGUUCUAUAAAAGCGCGUAAAACUAAUAACAUCGAUAAGAUUCAGCCUUUACUUUUCGAGAGACGAAUAUCAAACAGACAGAAAAAAAAAGUAAAAAAAGUUUUCUUCAACAUUGAAAUAUCUCUCUCUUUCUAACGAAAAGUUUCGAGUUACUGUACUUCAAAUCAAUUUGUGCAUGUGUGACUUCUACUGGCUCUGUACAAAUAUUUGUGUCGCUGGAUAGAAGAGCUCAGUAAGUAGACUUAGAUAUUUGUAGAACGGAAAACUCUGAUAUUUUUACUUGUCGCGAUAUCAAUAAUAGUUUUAAUAAUCCGAUAUUAAGUAAGAAAUUAUCAUGAAAUUAUCAUGAAUAAAUAUUUCAGCCUUAUAGAAAUUCAUUCUUUUUACGAUAAAAACUCAA